Messenger RNA from Ostrinia furnacalis (Asian corn borer), 3765 nucleotides. Its product is annotated as dipeptidyl aminopeptidase-like protein 6. Gene Ontology annotation, molecular function: serine-type peptidase activity. The record is from RefSeq and is a predicted model, not a curated record. The coding region runs from base 1 to 2346 and encodes 781 amino acids. Gene Ontology annotation, biological process: proteolysis. Gene Ontology annotation, cellular component: plasma membrane. The transcript is spliced from 17 exons. Lineage: Eukaryota; Metazoa; Arthropoda; Insecta; Lepidoptera; Crambidae.
AUGUUAAAAGUUGGCUAUGAGGAGCUGGUGUUCCGCGACCGCUGGGGUGGGCUGACGCUGUUCAACGUUCGCAACUACACCACCAGGCUGCUCAUGAACAACUCUACUUUUAGGGAGCUGAACGCGGUAGACUUCAAGGUGUCUGCGGACCUGAAGUUCGUGCUGCUGAUCUCCGACGUGCGGCCGGGCUGGAGGCACGCGCGGCUGGCCAGAUACCACGUCUAUGACGUCAUCAACAGGAAUAAGAUCCCCAUAUCGCCGGUGGAGGACGACCGGUCGGCGCCGCUGCUGCAGUACGCCGAGUGGUCUCCAACGGGCUCCAGCCUGGUGUUCGUCCACGACAACGACAUCUACUACAAGCCGCGCGUCUUGAAGACUCUGGUCUGCCGGAUCACUAAUACUGGUGUCCCAGGCGUAAUCUUCAACGGCGUGCCCGACUUUCUCUACGAGACAGAAGUGCUGCGGCUGGACCGCGCGCUCUGGUUCAGUCCAGAUGGACAGACGCUGCUGUAUGCGUCCUACAACGAUUCUCUGGUGCAGCAGUACAAGUACCCCUGGUACGGAUUCGACCAGCCCGAGCCACCGGCGUACCCGUCGAUACGGACGCUGAGGUACCCUAAGGUGAACACAAACAACCCAGUGGUGACGGUGUACGUCGUCAGCCUGAAGACGCCAAAGUUCCUCUUCCCGCACGCCAUACAGUUCACGUCACAAGUUGAUAAAACAUGGUACGUGCGCUGGACGGGCUGGACGUCGGAGCGGCAGCUGGCGGUGCUGCUACUCAACCGACCGCAGAACUACUCCAUCAUCAGCGUCUGCAAUGCCGUGUCCUACAACUGCCAGGAUAUCUUCCGAGACGAGACCGACGGCUCCCGCUGGUCGGGUCUCGGCGCCGAGCCAGUAGAAGACGACUGCGGCUGGUGCGGCGGCGGCGCCCUGCUGGGCGGGCGGGACGCGGUGUUCACGACCGCCCCGGUGGCAGACGCGGCCGGCACGUGGCGGCAUGCUGUGCGCGUCACGCAUGAUAGUAGGAUGACACUGACCCAGGGCAACUUUGAAGUCACGCAGCUGGUGGGAUGGGACGAGAGGAGGAAACUGCUCUACGUCAUAGGCACGGCACCAGACAAAGCGGGCGAGCGACAUCUUUACCGCGUGAAGGUGCCGCCGGACGCCUCUACCUGGCCGGAGCCCGCCGCCUGCCUCACGUGUCCCGGCGCCGCGCCAGCCGGAGCCACUACUGAAGCCACCAGUGAUGAGCCGGAGAGCGAGAACUCCACAUCGUCCCUACCCGCGUGGCCGACGUCGACGGUGCUGCCACACGUGGCGGACGAGAACGACUCGCUGCCCGCCGAGUGCCUCUACAACAGAAUCAUGUUCAGCAAGAACUUCUCCUACUAUGUGCAGGAGUGCCUGGGCCCGGGCCCGCCGGCGGCGUGGGUGCGCGCGCGGGACGGGUCCACCCGCGCGCUGCUGUGGGGCGGAGAAGCGCUGCGGCACAAGUUCGCGCAGCUGGCACAGCCACAGGUCAAGGUGUUCAGAGUCGAGGUGCAAACAAACCGCGAGGCCCGGGUGCGGCUUCUACUGCCACCAGGGUUCAGAGAAACGGAUGACCUGCCUCUGCCACUGGUGCUUCAAGUGUCAGCUCAGCCGGGCGGGCAGCUGGUGACGGAGCGGUGGAAGCCGGGCUGGAGCUGGUACCUGGCGGCCGCCCGGAACUUCAUCGUGGCCGAGAUCGACGCCCGGGGCUCGGGGGGACAGGGAGAAGAACUGAGGACAGAAAUCUACAAUAAACUCCUGACUGUCGAUGUGGAGGAUCAAAUUGCUGUGUUAUCCUACCUCCGCGACAACCUCAAGAUGGUGGACGGUUCGCGGGUAGGAGUAUGGGGGCGCGGCUACGGCGGCGGCGCGGCAGCCGCGCUGGCGGCGGGCGACGCGCGGAAUGUCACCAGAUGUCUGGCUGCGCUUGCGCCGCUCACUGAUCUAAGACACCAUAAUUCGUACUGGACGGAGCGCUACAGCGGCUACGGGUCGUGGGCGGGGGCGCUGGGAGUCAGCGCGGUGUGGCGCCGCGCCGGCAACCUGCCCCCGCGCCGACUGUUACUUGCGCACGCGACUGCGGACCUGACGGCGCCUCCGCACCAUGCUCUAGCUUUAGCAAGGGCUCUGAUAAGGCAGGGAGCUGUGUAUACUCAUCAGGUGUACCCAGACGAAGGGCACUCCUUCGAGCGCUCUUCGCUGCACCUGCAUAAAGCCAUGGAGCAGUUCUUCGACGAGUGCUUCGGGCCGGUCGAGGUGGCCGACUGGGACGCGGCCGGCGUAGGAGGCUUGUUCCCCUUCCGCGACUAGCAGGGGGCCUGUCCCUGUUAGAGCAUCCCUUGAAUAUCUUAGGAACUGUUGGACUCGACAAACGUUAUACAAUUGGGACUGAAAAUCUUCGAGUCACUUGGAUCAAGGUAUAGUCGUUUCAUCCACGAAGACGCGCCGAAUUUUGUCGAGGGAAGCGGGUGCGGGGAAUUUGAUCCGAGCAAUCUGAGCGUCAUUAUUGUAGUGUGCGUGUGCACUCAUGGAUAAUUUAGCGUGUACCGAUAACACUCAAACAUUAGUGGAAGAAUUGUGGGGCGCGUCUUCUUGGAUGAAACGAUCUAUAGCCUCAUUCGAUCUCGUGAAAACCGUUAGACUUGACGAACGUUAGACAAUUGGGACUGAAAAUCUUCCAGAUGUCACUUGGAUCAUGGCUGCCUGUCUCGACCCAGAAUGUGGCUCAGACUGCAGGCUAUCAUAGCUCCAGUGUUUACCGCUAGGAUGUCACUUUCUUGGAUAGGGUUACCUCUUUUGUUAAUUGAUCAAAAAAGAAUCAAAUGAAACGCUAUCCUAAACGCUAAAUCCUGUAUACUCCUAAUUCCUACCCACUUUUACCUACACUUGAUGUGUCAUAUGACUGAUGUCCCUACUUACUAAAAGUUUACCAAGCGUUUGUUGCAUUUGUCAAGUAAUUCCAAUCCAAUCAAGAUGAGGUCUAUGUUGAUUCUGUGUUUCAAUAUAUCGUCCGCCUAAAUGAAAUGCUCAGACAACUUGGAGCGCUCAAACUUGACCAUUCUAUAAACGAAGCAACUUGUAAAAUUGAUGAGUAAAAAGCUCCAUAUACAUAUUUAGGACUCGUAGAGUAUUUGUGAGAUGGGGCAGUAAAAAGAAAAGCAGUUAUUGUUAAAACGGGUUAACAUCUCGCUCACGCAGAAACUGGUCUGCGGGACAAUUGUCAACUUUUUAAAAUGUUCAUGAGUAGAUUCUUACUUAAGUAAUGCAAAGGAUAAUGUUCUUUACCAUUCCAAGGUGUGAGAAUUCAAGACCUCUGUUCGGAUUCCAAAGUUCAGAGACUGGUUCCACGGCACUAAACAGACGGAACUGAAGUAACACAGUGCGAGUUCCGAGGCCGAGUUCCGUGACCCAAGGUUCCUGGCCAAUGUUCCGAGUUCCAGAACUGAGUUUCAGGUUCCGUAUUCUAGAGCCUGAGUUCCGAAGGCCGAGUUCCAAGUUCGAGGUGCCGACUGAAUGUGCUUAGUUCCUCUACGGGGCCGAGUUCCAAGUCGAAGUUCUGCGGAACAGUAGCAGGGUCUGAAUUCUCAGCUUCAUUUUUCUCGUUGUCAAAUACGUACGUUCUUUCUAAACUGGUCCGGGCCAAUCUAAAGCGCGGUCUGUGAGCACGUAGAAUUUUGUCCAAUGACCCCAAGCUACCCAUCCUUAUCGCUCGCGCGUAAUUAUGUUGUU